Molecule: messenger RNA, 1611 nt
Organism: Prunus armeniaca (apricot)
Lineage: Eukaryota; Viridiplantae; Streptophyta; Magnoliopsida; Rosales; Rosaceae
Source: the annotation of a GenBank genome assembly
AUGGAGGGAGAAGAAGAAGCAGCCGCAGGCGCAGCUUCAACGAAAUCAACAGAAAGAAAGCAUUCUCUCAAACCCCACCCUAUCUUCAAUAACUAUAACAGCUGGAAGCACAAGUUGAGAGAGAACUGUUACAAAAGGGUAAGAGAAGACAGAAGGCGGUUGCUUUGGAAGAUGAGAAUGGUGCCCACUCCACAAUUUCUCAAUCACAUUCCAAAUGAUUUGAUCAAAUCUGCUUUCCAGGACAUAGUUUCCGCUGAAUUGGGAAAAAUUAAGGACUCGUCAUUGGAUGACAAUACGAGGAUUUCGAAAUCUGUUCCUGAGGGCAAUGAUGUGUUAUGGGAAUAUGAAGGCCUUACAGACGCAUACCAAGGUGAUUGUGAAGAGAUGCUGUUAGAAAUGCAAAGGAUCUUUUACGAAGAUCUGAGUACAGAGCCAACUACAAAAGAAACAGAAAUCCGUGUUGAAACAUGGGAAGAUGAAGAGGAUGAGUAUUUGGCCCAGGCGGUUUAUGAGCAUAUGCAACUGAACGACAAGCAGCUGCGCAAGGAGGAAGUUUGGUGCCCCAUCUGUAAGCAUGGAGUACUACAAGAGAAUUAUCAUCUGAUUUACUGCAGCCUAUGUGAAAUUCGGCUCAACAAAGGCGAUGAGGUUAUUGUACGGAAUUCAGCCAUGGCUGCAGCCGAUACUCACGCCCCUAACCCUAAAUGUCAUCUUUGCAACGCGGGAGCUGGUGCCGCCGCCGGGGUUAUUGCUGCAACAUUUGUGUGUCCUUUAGAUGUUAUCAAGACUAGGCUUCAAGUUCACGGGCUGCCAAGGCUCGGUAAUGGGAAUGUCAAAGGUAGUCUCAUAGUUGGUUAUUUGGAACAAAUAUUUCACAAGGAGGGGUUACGUGGCAUGUAUCGUGGGCUCUCUCCAACUGUCCUGGCAUUACUUCCUAACUGGGCAGUUUAUUUCACAAUUUAUGACCAGCUCAAAAACUUCCUUUGCUCUGAUGACGAGAAUCAUCAUCUUCCCAUCGGGGCCAAUAUGCUAGCUGCUUCGGGUGCUGGAGCUGCGACAACUAUUGCUACAAAUCCGCUUUGGGUUGUCAAGACUAGACUUCAGACUCAGGGAAUGAGACCAGGUGUGGUGCCAUAUAGGAGUACACUUUCUGCUUUGAGGAGAAUAGCUCAUGAAGAAGGCAUCCGUGGUUUGUACAGUGGUCUUGUACCUGCUUUGGCUGGUAUCAGUCAUGUUGCCAUCCAAUUUCCAACCUAUGAGAAAAUAAAAUUUUAUUUAGCUAAUCGAGAUAACACUACGGUAGAUAAACUCGGUGCACGUGAUGUUGCCAUUGCCUCAUCUGUAUCCAAGAUAUUUGCAUCAACAUUGACGUACCCACAUGAGGUGGUACGCUCAAGGCUUCAAGAACAAGGCCACCACUCUGAGAAGCGUUAUUCUGGUGUUGUUGAUUGCAUUAGAAAAGUAUUUCAGCAAGAGGGCCUCCCUGGUUUCUACCGUGGAUGUGCCACCAAUCUUUUGAGGACAACACCAGCUGCUGUAAUUACAUUCACAAGCUUCGAGAUGAUUCAUCGGUUUCUUGUUACUUUAUUCCCCCCCGGUCAAACACUAUGA